UUCCGAAUAUUUGACCCACGAAAGUAAGAGAAGACCACUAUUUUCUGUCAACUUCCUAGUUGCCGCCUCCAUUAUCAAACUCAACUUUCUUUUUCUUUUCUUUCAUAAUAUACAUACCUGAGAUCGCCAAAGUACAUUGCAAAUUACGAAAUCUCACGUGAAGAUUUGCUGUUUCUGAUACUGUACAUUGAAUACCACCUCAAACAUAGCGGCAAGUUGAUUCUCAGCGGAGCCCUUUUCAAUUGUAUUUCCCUUUGUUUUCUUGCACCAUUCUUCUUCUUUCUUUGGUUUUCUCUGCAUUUCUCCCACUUCUUUAGCAAGUCUCUGUAGGUCGACUGAGAUCCGGAUCAAAUUUCAAACGGGCACGAUUAUUAUCCACUGAUUUCGUGACCCAAUUUGAAUUUUCCAAGGUAAAGUGAAUCUCUGAGUGACACUCUAAUCUCAUGCACUAUGACAACUUUCUGAUUUUCAACUCGAUUUUCGUGGGCUGGGAUUUCUGGGUUGAUGCUGACGGUGGGUUCUUGAAAUUAGACCUGAAGAAGUCAGAAAAUAAGAAAAAAGAAGCAAUCUUGGGUUUUUUGAUGGUGGAUUUUGGCAAUCCGGGGCGUUUAGAUUUUGUAGAGGAAAAGGGAAAAGGGAAAGAAGAAAAAAGAAGAGAAAAGGAGGAAGAGAUGGCGAGGAGUAGGGAGAAAGAAGAUCUUGAGAGUAGGUUUAAUUCUCAAGUAUCGAGAUCAGUGGCGGAUUCAUCACUGAGCUUGUUCAAACUCAUCUCAACUUUGAUAAUCUUUGUUGUGGGUGUAGUUGUAGGAUUAGUUUCUAGUUCUCACAUUAAUAGGUACUUUACUUUCCAGAGCGACCAGUUUAACUUCAAGAAUAUAUAUUUCGAUAGCGAGCAAAUUAGCCCUGAUGGGAAGAUGGUGGUAAAUGGUGAAGGGGAUGGUUCUUUGAGCAUAGGGAGUUUAAUCGGGCAGCGAAAUUUGAGCCAUAGAAUGAUGGACGAUGAGUUGUUCUGGAGGGCCUCAUUGGUGCCUCAAAAGGAAGAGUUUCCCUUUAAGAGGGUGCCAAGGGUGGCAUUCUUGUUCUUGACACGAGGGCCAUUGCCCAUGUUGCCGUUGUGGGAGAGGUUCUUUAGUGGCCAAGACGUGGAGAAGUAUUCGAUUUAUGUGCAUGCUCUUCCUGGGUUUGAGCUCAAACUGCCCAAUUCGUCCGUCUUUUACAGUCGCCAGAUUCCAAGUCAGCAUGUUGAAUGGGGCUCAGUCUCCCUGGUCGACGCGGAGAAACGGCUUUUAGCCAACGCCCUUCUCGACUUCUCGAACGAGCGGUUCGUUCUUCUAUCAGAGAGCUGCAUCCCUAUCUACAACUUCCCAACCGUCUACAAGUACCUCGUGGAAUCCGCCCACAGUUUCGUCGAGUCAUACGACGACCCGACCCGUUACGGCCGUGGUCGCUACAGCCGUUGGAUGAAACCCGACAUCACACUUUCUGAAUGGAGGAAAGGGUCUCAAUGGUUUGAGAUGCACCGUACUCUGGCCGUCAAGAUAGUUGCCGACACCAAGUACUACAUGCUCUUCAGGAAGUACUGUAAGCCCUCUUGCUAUCCAGAUGAGCAUUACAUCCCAACAUAUUUACGCAAAUUCCAUGGUGCCCUUAACUCAAACCGGACGGUAACUUACGUUGACUGGUCGGAAAUGGCCCCACAUCCAGCAAGCUUCACAGCUGCUAAUGUGACGGAAGGAUUCAUACAGUCACUUAGGAACAACGGCACAUGCUCGUACAACUCGGGUAAGACGCCUAUCUGCUAUCUCUUUGCUAGAAAGUUCGAUCCCAGUGCUUUAGAGCCGUUACUGAGUUUUGCAUCGCAAGUUAUGGGAUUUUGAAGUGUUUUAUACUGCGAGCUCGAGAGUUUGGUAGAUCUCUCAACUCGUCGCGAUUUUGUUUACUGCCAAUUUUUAUAGCCAAAUGUAUAGAACACAAAGAAGAAGUGUUGGUCCCUCAGAAAAUGUAGAUUAUCAGUUGCUAUUAAUAGUUUGAGGGAUGAGAAAUUUACAAAGUUCUUGUGAUGAAUGGAUGAGAUUACGUUAAAAAACAGCGUCUGUUGAUCGUUUUGCUGUC
This is a messenger RNA of Sesamum indicum (sesame), 2112 nucleotides long. RefSeq names its product Core-2/I-branching beta-1,6-N-acetylglucosaminyltransferase family protein. The record is from RefSeq and is a predicted model, not a curated record. Gene Ontology annotation, cellular component: membrane. Lineage: Eukaryota; Viridiplantae; Streptophyta; Magnoliopsida; Lamiales; Pedaliaceae. Gene Ontology annotation, molecular function: glycosyltransferase activity.